AUGGAGCGGCCACAAGUGGAGGAGGCAGCUGCCAGUGGUGGGAGAGGAGUGGAGGAGGCAGCUGCCAGUGGUGGGAGAGGAGUGGAGGAGGCAGCUGCCAGUGGUGGGAGAGGAGUGGAGGAGGCAGCUGCCAGUGGUGGGAGAGGAGUGGAGGAGGCAGCUGCCAGUGGUGGGAGAGGAGUGGAGGAGGCAGCUGCCAGUGGUGGGAGAGGAGUGGAGGAGGCAGCUGCCAGUGGUGGGAGAGGAGUGGAGGAGGCAGCUGCCAGUGGUGGGAGAGGAGUGGAGGAGGCAGCUGCCAGUGGUGGGAGAGGAGUGGAGGAGGCAGCUGCCAGUGGUGGGAGAGGAGUGGAGAAGGCAGCUGCCAGUGGUGGGAGAGGAGUGGAGAAGGCAGCUGCCAGUGGUGGGAGAGGAGUGGAGAAGGCAGCUGCCAGUGGUGGGAGAGGAGUGGAGAAGGCAGCUGCCAGUGGUGGGAGAGGAGUGGAGAAGGCAGCUGCCAGUGGUGGGAGAGGAGUGGAGAAGGCAGCUGCCAGUGGUGGGAGAGGAGUGGAGAAGGCAGCUGCCAGUGGUGGGAGAGGAGUGGAGAAGGCAGCUGCCAGUGGUGGGAGAGGAGUGGAGAAGGCAGCUGCCAGUGGUGGGAGAGGAGUGGAGAAGGCAGCUGCCAGUGGUGGGAGAGGAGUGGAGAAGGCAGCUGCCAGUGGUGGGAGAGGAGUGGAGAAGGCAGCUGCCAGUGGUGGGAGAGGAGUGGAGAAGGCAGCUGCCAGUGGUGGGAGAGGAGUGGAGAAGGCAGCUGCCAGUGGUGGGAGAGAGGAGUGGAGAAGGCAGCUGCCAGUGGUGGAAGAGGAGUGGAGAAGGCAGCUGCCAGUGGUGGAAGAGGAGUGGAGAAGGCAGCUGCCAGUGGUGGAAGAGGAGUGGAGAAGGCAGCUGCCAGUGGUGGAGAGAGGAGUGGAGAAGGCAGCUGCCAGUGGAGUUGAGUCUUAUAUGUCGAUACUUGCAGAUGAUGCAGCACUAAUGAAGACAGUUGUGACAGAUGAGGAUGAGUGUGACCACAGGCUGGAGGAGCGCCAGGAGUGUGACCACAGGCUGGAGGAGCACCAGGAGUGUGACCACAGGCUGGAGGAGCACCAGGAGUGUGACCACAGGCUGGAGGAGCACCAGGAGUGUGACCACAGGCUGGAGGAGCACCAGGAGUGUGACCACAGGCUGGAGGAGCGCCAGGAGUGUGACCACAGGCUGGAGGAGCACCAGGAGUGUGACCACAGGCUGGAGGAGCGCCAGGAGUGUGACCACAGGCUGGAGGAGCGCCAGGAGUGUGACCACAGGCUGGAGGAGCACCAGGAGUGUGACCACAGGCUGGAGGAGCACCAGGAGUGUGACCACAGGCUGGAGGAGCACCAGGAGUGUGACCACAGGCUGGAGGAGCGCCACGGCCCCCUGGCGGCAGAGACUACUACCAGACUAAGGCUUAGACUCUACAAGAGACUCUACAAGACUCUACAAGAGACUCUACAAGAGACUCUACAAGAGACUCUACAAGAGACUCUACAAGAGACUCUACAAGAGCUCUACAAGAGACUCUACAAGAGACUCUACAAGAGCUCUACAAGAGCUCUACAAGAGACUCUACAAGAGGCUCUACAAGAGGCUCUACAAGAGACUCGACAAGAGACUCUACAAGAGACUCUACAAGAGACUCUACAAGAGACUCUACAAUGGUCAGCAUCCAGUGGUCACCAUCCAGUGGUCACUAUCCAGUGGUCACUAUCCAGUGGUCACUAUCCAGUGGUCACUAUCCAGUGGUCACUAUCCAGUGAUCAGCAUCCAGUGGUCACCAUCCAGUGGUCACUAUCCAGUGGUCACUAUCCAGUGGUCACCAUCCAGUGGUCACCAUCCAGUGGUCACUAUCCAGUGGUCACUAUCCAGUGGUCACUAUCCAGUGGUCACCAUCCAGUGGUCACUAUCCAGUGGUCACUAUCCAGUGGUCACUGGGACACUGUUGCUUCCUUCAUGGUGGAGUGUAUCUGUUGUGUGUGUGUUGCCCAAGCGGCUCCGUCUGAAGGAGGCUGCAGCAGGACUCGUGGUGCUGUCAUUUACCUGUUGGAGGAAAAACGCCACAUUACCACUUGGUAA
Molecule: messenger RNA, 2127 nt
Organism: Procambarus clarkii (red swamp crayfish)
Lineage: Eukaryota; Metazoa; Arthropoda; Malacostraca; Decapoda; Cambaridae
Source: RefSeq, a predicted model, not a curated record